Molecule: messenger RNA, 1788 nt
Organism: Eurytemora carolleeae
Lineage: Eukaryota; Metazoa; Arthropoda; Copepoda; Calanoida; Temoridae
Product: arginyl-tRNA--protein transferase 1-like
Exons: 4
Coding region: 30-1208 (392 amino acids)
Biological process (GO): protein arginylation
Cellular component (GO): cytoplasm
Molecular function (GO): arginyl-tRNA--protein transferase activity
Source: RefSeq, a predicted model, not a curated record
AUUUAACCAAACAUGUGAUUUCAGAGAAUAUGUCCCGCUCUAUAGUAGAAUAUUUCACGGAGAACGGUGGAUACAAGUGCGGAUACUGUAAUCAGGAUAAUACUAGGUUUUCUAAUGGAAUGUGGGGACACACACUUACACCACAAGACUACCAGGAUUUGAUAGAUCGUGGCUGGAGAAGAUCUGGUCAAUACUGCUACAAACCAAUAAACAAGAUGUGUUGCUGUCCAAUGUACACAAUACGCUGUCAUGCCUUACAAUUUAAACUAUCUAAAUCACAGAAGAAAACUUUAAGGAAAUUUAGUAACUAUAUUGAGACUGGGAAAAGACCUGGGAGUGGGACGGAGAAGAUAUCUGAACCCGGAGAAGGUUCUGCAGGGUCUACGGAUAAAGAGAUGGAAAAUCAAAGAUCUAAAGCGGAGGAAAGAUUGAAUCUGAAAAAUCCUGGAGAUUUGAUCUCAUCUACUGAGGAUGGAUACAAUGAUCUGAAUAAAUCUGAGAAAAUAAAACCAUCCCAAGGUUCAAGUUCUGCUUCAAGUACCCAACUAAAUAGUGAUGCUAGAAGAAUAAAAGGAAAAUUAUAUCGUAGACAGCGCUGGAGAAAAAACCAGGACGACAAGGGUAUGGUUCAUGAGUCAAAGAAAGGCAAUGAAGAGAAGAGUCUAGAAGACCACCUGGAGUAUGGACCCGGAGUUCACAAGUUCGAAACCCGUCUUGUACCCGCGGACCCUGAUGAUGACAUGUUCACUGAAACCUUCCUAGAGAGCUAUGCUGUUUACCAGAAGUAUCAAUUAGCUGUACACAAUGAUACCCCGGAUAAAUGUUCUCCUAGUCAAUAUAAACGAUUCCCAUAUUUUUAUCUCGUGUUAAGAUAUAAAGGACAGUUCUCUCCGUCCUACCUCUCCUGUCCUGAAACCUACAGCUGGCAGCCCCUGGAGUCCUGUGUUCCUCUCCUAAACUCCUCUACCUACUCCAGACUAGACCCGGAUACUGGAGCCAGGGAUCCAAAUUCAUUCAAAUCCAUCAAAGACGUGAUGGUCCUAUAUAUGAGACAGGUGUUGAAUUGGAGUGAGUAUGUAGGAUACUCUGUAAUAAAUAAGAAAGAUGAAGAUGAGAAGAAGAAGAAUGAGGAGGAGGAGGUGCUGGAGUAUGGUUCUCUGGUCGGCAAGGUUUGUGUCUCUAGGAUGUUACUUUACAGAGCGAGUUGAGCUAAACUCAUUACAGUGAGUCAACCCGAAAGAAAGGGCUCAUUUACCUCAACAGAUUGAGCUUAGCUUCACAUAUCAUCCUGACGAGCUGAUGAACACAUUAAAGAGAGUUGAGAUGAGCUCUAAAGAACUAUUUUAGCUCAACCCAACCCAGGGGGAGCCGAUAUAUUUCCCAGAAAAGCAAAUCCAAUUUACAGAGAGUGGAUCUUUGAUCUGGUUUCCACAUUUUAGUUUGAAGUACAUGUGUACUGAGUCUACAGUACUCGUGAUAUUAAAUUAUGCAUUAUAUUGUCCUGAACUGAAUUGCCUCUUCUUUAUACACUUAUUUGCUUCCAUUUUAGUCCAAACCUGUGAUAAUAUAUUUUGGACGAAAAUAUUACUGAUAUCAUAUGUUGAUACUAAACCCCACUGAAGAUGCAGCUGUAAAAAGCAAUUUAUGAGAUGCAUUAUUGGGUUUUAAAGGAAAAUUUAAAGUGAAUCUUGGUAUUAAUUACCCCCCCCCCUUUCUCACAUAUUUAUUUUAUAACCCUAAAUAAAUUUUUAAUGCUUCUUCCAGAACCUAAUUUAGGUUCAAGUACUA